AUGGGCAGAGAAGAGGUCGGAGUGAGCAUGCAGCAGCUCACUCCCAUCAACCUCAGCCAACAUCACCAGGACCACAAGGAUCAGAAACAUCUUGGUGAUGCUCAGAAAAAGCUCCAAGACUGUAAUAGAAAAACAGAAUUUCUCCAAGAAAAAUCUUUGGAUAAAGUAACACCUGCAAUAGGUCCAUUGGAGCAGCACAUUGAGGAGUUGAGCCACCGUUUUGUGAUUGAGCGUGCCGUGGCGGAAGGAGCCAAGCACGCCAUCAAGGCAUUACAGCCCGGGAAAGGACUUGUUCAGGCUCAAGCAGCACUACUCGAGUCAAAUGAAAAGCUGGACCUCCUCAAAUAUGCCUUGGAAGAACGAGUUAAAGAACUUCCUGAUGGCCAUCCUAGGAAGGGUAUUACCACCGAGGAGCUGUCCCUUGACUCUGUGCAGAGCCAAACUGGAACAAAACCCCAGCCCAUAGCACUAACAGGUACCCUGGAAGUGCGACUCAAGGGCUGUCUAGAUAUUAUGGAGAAUGUACCUGGCAGACUAAAGGACCUGUCACAUGUUAUCCCUGGCAGGAAUCCACGUAGAGGAAGAUUCUCAUUUAUGGACAAAAUAAGAAGAAACAACCUCUGUGCUCAGUUGAAGAUUGACCACAUUUUAAAGGGUUCUACAAGUUGGCAAACUGUGUCUAAUCAAUCCUGGGAUGAAAUGUUUAAACUGGAUUUGAACAAGUCUCGAGAACUAGAAUUAUCAUUGUACUGGCAUGACCGGAGAUCACUGUGUGCCACCAAGACUCUGAGGUUAGAAGAAUUUCUGGUCAACCAGAAACAGGAACUGUGCCUACAGCUGGAGCCACAGGGCAUCCUUUUCAUCGAGGUGGCAUUUUCAUAUCCUUUACCCAAGAAAAGGACCACAUUUCAGAAGCUUAAGAAGUUGUUCUCCAAAAAAAAAGGAAAUACCAUCCAUCCAGCUGCAGACAUUAAUGCAGUAAACAAAUCUCUUCCGUUGUCUUUAGAGGACACUGAGAGUGUGAAGCCAUCAACACCAGCUGUGGCUGCCUUAAUGGAAGAUGCCAUCAAACCAUUGCCAGAGGAAGAUAUCAUUAUUGACCCUCUUCCACUGCGGGUAGCAGACACUAACAGCUUGGAGCUACCACCACCAGCUGUCACUUCCUUUACAGAAGACAUCAUUCUACCAUCUCCAGAGGAAGAUAAUAUUAUUGAUACCUUUCCAUUGGCGGUAGCAGACACUGACAGUUUGGAGCUACCACCACCAGCUGUCACUUCCUUUACGGAAGAGAUCAUCCUACCAUCUCCAGAGGAAGAUAAUAUUAUUGAUCCCUUUCCAUUGGCGGUAGCGGACACUGACAGCUUGGAGCUACCACCACCAGCUGUCACUUCCUUUACAGAAGACAUCAUCCUACCAUCUCCAGAGGAAGAUAAUAUUAUUGACCCUCUUUCAUCAGCAGUAGCAGACGCUGACAUCUUGGAGCUAGCACCACUAACUGUCACUUCCUCAACAAAAGAGAUCAUCCAACCAUCUCCAGAAGAAGAUAUAAUUCUUGACCCCCGGUACCAAUCCGCUACAACUUUCUUUACAAAAGAGAUCAUCCAACCAUCUCUAGAGGAAACUGUAAAUAUUGACAGUGCUCCACUGCCAGAGAGUGUAGAGCAAUCACCAAGAGCUGACGUUACCAUUAUAGAAGAGGCCAUUGAACCACCUCCAGAGGACAAUGGCACUCUUUCAUUGCCAGAAGAGGACUUGAAAAACCAAGAGCCAUCAUCGUCGGCUAGUAUUCAGGAAGGGUUUGCGCUGACCAUUCAGGAUUUCGAUUGCCUCUCUGUGCUGGGCAGAGGACAAUUUGGAAAGGUCCUGCUUGCCGAGUACAAAUAUACAAAGACCGCAUUCGCCUUAAAAGCCCUGAAAAAAAAAGAAUUAAUUGCAAAUAAUACUAUCUAUAGGCUUGAAUAUGAGAAGAAAAUCCUGCAGACCGUAAGCAGCAUACAACACCCUUUCCUUGUUAAUCUCAUUGCAAGUAUCCAGACUCCAGACUAUGUCUGCUUUGUGAUGGAGUACGCCGCAGGUGGAGACCUUCUAGCAAGUAUUAAGAAAAACAACUUGUGUCCAUUUUCAGAAACCAGAGCUAUGUUCUAUGCUGCGUGCUGUGUGCUGGGCCUAGAAUUCUUGCACAAAUCCAAUAUUGUUCACAGAGAUCUCAAAAUGGAAAAUGUUGUUAUAGACAAGGACGGAUACGCCAAAAUCACGGACUUCGGUCUUAGCAAAGAAGGGAUGGGAUACAGAAAUCGAACCAGAACAUUUUGUGGCACCCUGGAUUAUAUGGCACCUGAAAUGGUUAUGGGAAGAUCAUACACAAGAUCUAUCGACUGGUGGAGUCUUGGCGUUGUUACUUACAUGAUGCUGACUUCAGCGUUUCCCUUCCCAGGUGAUAAUGAAAGAGAGUUGAUGGGUCACAUAGUCUACACUAAAUCCUACUAUCCGGAGUUCCUAUCUGUGGAAGCAGUCUCAAUAAUAAGAGGUCUUUUAAAUAAAAAUCCCAGAGCCCGUCUCGGUUCCAGCAAGGAUGAUGCCAUGGAUUUGAAGUUACAUCCUUUCUUCGAAGACAUAGACUGGAUUGCAUUGCUGUGCAAAGAUAUCAGACCUCCAUUUGUGCCAGACAUUGACCGACCAUAUGACGUCAGUAACUUUGAAACAAAAUAUACAUCACAGGCCCCCAUUCUAACACCUUCAGAAGAGCCACUGACAGCGGAAGAGCAAGAUCUAUUUCAAGGUUUCGACUGGGAGGCCGACUACGUUGAAGAAUGA
This is a messenger RNA of Pelobates fuscus (common spadefoot toad), 2814 nucleotides long. Its product is annotated as serine/threonine-protein kinase N2-like. The record is from RefSeq and is a predicted model, not a curated record. The coding region runs from base 1 to 2814 and encodes 937 amino acids. Gene Ontology annotation, cellular component: cytoplasm; nucleus. NCBI's taxonomy places the organism in Eukaryota, Metazoa, Chordata, Amphibia, Anura, Pelobatidae. The transcript is spliced from 19 exons. Gene Ontology annotation, molecular function: protein serine/threonine kinase activity; ATP binding. Gene Ontology annotation, biological process: signal transduction; protein phosphorylation.